Messenger RNA from Propithecus coquereli (Coquerel's sifaka), 2074 nucleotides. It is a transcript of the gene GXYLT1, whose product is annotated as glucoside xylosyltransferase 1. The transcript has 8 exons. Gene Ontology annotation, biological process: protein O-linked glycosylation via N-acetylgalactosamine. Gene Ontology annotation, molecular function: UDP-xylosyltransferase activity. NCBI's taxonomy places the organism in Eukaryota, Metazoa, Chordata, Mammalia, Primates, Indriidae. The record is from RefSeq and is a predicted model, not a curated record. The coding region runs from base 217 to 1539 and encodes 440 amino acids.
GCGGAGGCGGCGCCCGGGCUUCCGGGCGGGUUGUCGGCGGCUCGGGCGCCAGGGCAGCGCUCGCCUAGGUGGUGGGCGGGGAGGGGCGGGAGGGAGGAAGGGAGCGGGCGCGAGGCUGCGGCGGAGGAGGAACUUGUUGCGCUCGCGACUGCGCGCUGCCGCUCCCCCCCGAUCCAGUUCGCCCGGGCGGGCGCGGCGGCGGCGGCGGCAGUGGCGAUGCGGCGCUACCUGCGCAUCGUGGUGCUGUGUCUGGCCUGCGGCUUCUGCUCGCUCCUCUACGCCUUCAGCCAGCUCGCUGUGUCCCUGGAGGAAGGAGCGGGCGGCGGUGGCGGGAAGCCGCAGGCCGCAGCGGCUUCCUGGCUCGCGGGCGGCGGACGCGGCGCCGCGAGAGGCGCGGGCAGCGCGGGCACCGCGGCGCAUCCCGGGCGGUCGGACAGGUGUAAAGAUUUCUCUCUGUGUUACUGGAAUCCCUAUUGGAUGCUGCCCUCUGAUGUUUGUGGAAUGAACUGCUUUUGGGAAGCGGCUUUUAGGUAUAGUCUGAAAAUACAGCCUGUUGAGAAAAUGCACCUAGCUGUAGUUGCCUGUGGUGAAAGACUGGAAGAAACUAUGACCAUGUUGAAGUCAGCUAUCAUUUUCAGCAUCAAACCUCUUCAGUUCCAUAUUUUUGCUGAAGAUCAACUACAUGAUAGCUUUAAAGGCAGACUUGAAAGCUGGUCAUUUCUACAAACAUUUAAUUAUACAUUAUACCCUAUAACCUUUCCAACUGAGAAUGCUGCGGAAUGGAAAAAGCUCUUUAAACCAUGUGCUUCCCAGAGAUUGUUCUUGCCACUAAUCCUGAAAGAAGUUGACUCACUAUUGUAUGUUGACACUGAUAUCCUUUUUUUACGACCCGUCGAUGAUAUUUGGUCUUUACUAAAGAAAUUUAAUUCGACACAAAUUGCUGCGAUGGCACCAGAACAUGAGGAGCCUCGAAUAGGAUGGUAUAAUCGCUUUGCCAGACAUCCAUACUAUGGAAAAACUGGAAUAAACUCUGGAGUUAUGUUGAUGAACAUGACUCGAAUGAGAAGGAAGUAUUUCAAGAAUGAUAUGACAACUGUACGACUACGAUGGGGAGAUAUACUUAUGCCAUUGCUUAAAAAAUACAAACUAAACAUCACAUGGGGAGAUCAAGAUCUAUUAAAUAUCAUAUUUUUUCAUAAUCCAGAUAGCCUUUUUGUUUUUCCGUGUCAAUGGAAUUAUCGACCGGAUCAUUGUAUAUAUGGAAGCAAUUGCCAAGAAGCAGAAGAAGAAGGAAUCUUUAUUCUUCAUGGGAACAGAGGUGUUUAUCAUGAUGAUAAGCAACCAGCGUUUAGAGCUGUUUAUGAAGCACUGAGAAAUUGUUCUUUUGAAGAUGAGGACAUCCGUUCCUUAUUUAAGUCUUUAGAACUGGAACUACAAAAGACAGUGCAUACAUACUGUGGAAAAAUUUACAAAAUAUUUAUCAAACAACUAACAAAAAGCAUAGGAGAUCGUUAUGACAGACCGCCAAAGGAAAGGUGAUUCUUGGUGACUGCUGAAUCAAGUGGAUGAAAACAACAAAGUAUCAGAGGAUUAAUGUGAAGGAAUAGUCUCAGAUGAAGUAUUCAGAAAGGAAUUAUUCAUCUCCAGAAUAAUUUUUUUCCUAAAGAAGUUAAAUGGGCAGUAUAUUCAUGUAGUGAAGAAUAAGUUAAAAUCUUGGGCUCCCGCAAGAAACAUUUUUGAUCUCUGAUGUUUUAUAAUGUUACUUGCUAUCAUUCCAGUAUUGAUUAAAAUAUAGAAUGGUUUUGGCCUGCAGACUUCUGUUGACUCUUACUCUCAAGUGAGUAAGAGCGGUGGGUCUGUAUGGAUGGAGAAAAUGUACCUCAUACACAGUGGAAACACUCAGACUGUGAGUAUAGCAAUAAUUUUAUGUCAGCACUAACCUCACUUGAAAUGUGUGAGAAAAAAGAUGUUUACAGGAGCAGAAAAGGUUCUGUUUCUAAAGAAAUGUGAUGUAACCAUUGACAAUCUAUGUGUGCCUUUAUACAUUUCAUCUCUGAAAAUAUUUUUGUGACAA